AUGUGGGUAAUGAGCAAAGAGAUUACGACCGACGAUCGAGAGGAUGGCCAACCGAGGUACCGACCUGUUACCGGUGCGACAUACAAAUUGGCUGCAGAAACCCCCACUACGCGACGAAAGGUCGACGGGAAACGAACGAGGACCUCUGCCAAGGGGCAACCAGAGGUUCUAAACGCGAAUAUAAAUGCCCCCCAUCUCGAAAAAUUGGCAUAUGUUUUAAAAGAACUUAUUGGGGAUGCCACAGAGGCAGUUGCGUUUAUCAAUGGACAUGCUUGUCUUGCAUUGCUAGACACAGGUAGCCAAGUUACUUCAAUUGCGAAGUCAUUUUACGACAGACAUUUAUUUAACCAACCUAUUGAACCUAUCGAGAACAUUGUUAUAAACUCAAAUAUCGGUUUCACUAAAUUGUAUUGAUGUAUUUUUAACACGUACUUUACAGACUACAUACACGGUAUUAUUAAUUCUAAGUCUAAAAAAUAGCGUUCUAUUUUUAUGGUUUUUUUACUUUAUUAACAUAACAAUAUACUAGAUAAUCUAACUAAUAAUACGCUGCAUAAUCAGCUACAUAACUUAGUAAGUUCCAACUGAAUGAGUUCUUAAUGAGUUCUUAAUGAGUUCCUAAUAUUAUAAAACGUUCAUAUUAAUAUUCUCACAAAACGCUAUUUUUUAGACUUAGAAUUAAUAAUACCGUGUAUGUAGUCGGUAAAGUACGUGUUAAAAAUACAUCAAUACAAUUUAGUGAAACCGAUAUUUGAGUUUAUAACAAACAUAGUUCGUGUUGUUGGAGCUGGUGGACAAGAGGUUCCAUUCCUUGGAUAUGUUACCAUACAUCAGUGGCGUAGCCAGCCCGACAAUUUGGUCAUGCUAUGCAAAUUUCAAAUCAUCAUUUCUUUAGAAAUUCAUUGUUUUCACGGUCUAUGAACACGGAAAUAUUUGCAUAGCAUGACCAAAUUGUCGGGCUGGCUACGCCACUGCCAUACAUGUCAGUUUUCCUGAAACCGAUGUCGGUAUUCGGGGUACUUUAACAACCCUUGCACUAGUUGUGCCCAAUAACAGCUAUAAUCAGAGAGUACCAGUUAUAAUCGGAACUAACUUAGUGAAACAAUGCAGAAAUGCAUGUCAACAAAUAACGGGCCAGAACUUCCUGCAAACUGCCAAAGUUUCAUCUGCUUGGAAACGAGUAUACCAAUUCGUCCAGUCACAGGAUCGAUUUCUUCAGCGACAAGAUAGCUUUGGCGCAAAGGUAAAAUCAACGAGUCGUCAUCCAACCACUAUAGCUGCACAUGAAACGAAGAUACUUAUUGGGUUGGCAAACAGUUGUCCAGGAUCAUUAACCCAAGUUGUUGUGGAAACCAGUACGAGAUCUGAUCAAGUAGCUGGAAUAGUUGUUACCCCAGGACUUGUUACGGUAGGUCCGCAUAAGUCGUCUUGCAGAGUACCAGUAGAGAUAACUAACAACUCUGACCAUACAGUUGUCAUUCCAGCAAAAGCUGUUCUGGCAUCACUGAAGAUCGCUAAAGAUGUAAUCACUCCUACGGCCACUGAAGACACUGCUACAACAAACUGCAAUGAUGAUUUCAGCAAUUUAUUUGAUUUAGAGGCAACAAAUUUAAAUGCCGAGCAGAAGAGAAGAACAAUGGAUAUGUUAAAGAAGGUGUCAUAA
Molecule: messenger RNA, 1663 nt
Organism: Paramuricea clavata
Lineage: Eukaryota; Metazoa; Cnidaria; Anthozoa; Malacalcyonacea; Plexauridae
Source: the annotation of a GenBank genome assembly